This is a messenger RNA of Blastomyces dermatitidis ER-3, 2178 nucleotides long. Its product is annotated as glycerol-3-phosphate dehydrogenase. Lineage: Eukaryota; Fungi; Ascomycota; Eurotiomycetes; Onygenales; Ajellomycetaceae. Gene Ontology annotation, cellular component: mitochondrion; glycerol-3-phosphate dehydrogenase (FAD) complex. The coding region runs from base 1 to 2178 and encodes 725 amino acids. The transcript has 4 exons. Gene Ontology annotation, biological process: glycerol-3-phosphate metabolic process. The record is from RefSeq and is a predicted model, not a curated record. Gene Ontology annotation, molecular function: glycerol-3-phosphate dehydrogenase (quinone) activity.
AUGCCUAGUCGACCUUUGAGCCGCUUUCUUAAACCGUUUUUGUAUACAAUUGCUGCUGCGACAGGAGGAGGAGGCAUCUUAUAUCUAGCGUAUCGCCCACGCAAUAUACCUGGAUCGGAUCCGGCCUCCGUUCCGGCCCCAUCAUAUAGCCGUGGAGGAAAGCUAGUUCCCCCAAGCUUUCCUCAUGUCAAAACUCGUGACGAGCACAUACAGGACCUAAAACGAAGUUCACUGGCAAAGACGACGAGCUUGCUAUCCGGGAGCGGAAGGCUAGGAAAGGAUGCAUCCACCCUCGAAAGUCCGGCACGGCCUGAUACCGAUGCGCCAUAUGAUCUGCUUGUAAUUGGUGGCGGCGCAACUGGUUCUGGCAUAGCUCUCGAUGCCGCAUCACGCGGUUUGAAAGUAGCUCUAGUUGAGCGCGACGAUUUCAGCGCUGGCACAAGUAGCAAGAGCACAAAGUUGGUGCACGGGGGUGUACGCUACCUGGAAAAGGCUGUUUGGGAAUUAGACUAUAGCCAAUAUGCACUCGUUAAAGAAGCGCUUCGGGAGCGCAAGUACUUCCUCCACACCGCACCACACCUUUCGAUGUGGCUCCCAAUUAUGGUUCCCGUGCAAAAGUGGUGGCAACUGCCUUAUUUCUGGGCAGGUACUAAAUUUUAUGAUUUCCUUGCUGGAUCCGAGGGGAUUGAGAGUUCAUAUUUCCUCACAAAGAGCAAGGCCCUAGACGCCUUUCCAAUGUUGAAGAAGGAUAAUCUUUUUGGUGCUCUUGUAUACUAUGAUGGUGCCCAUAACGACUCUCGAAUGAACGUAUCUUUGGCAUUGACAGCUUCUUUAUAUGGUUCUACGGUUGUAAAUCAUAUGGAAGUUACCGGUUUGACCAAGGACGAGUCAGGAAGACUCAAUGGAGCCCGCGUCAGGGAUCUGGUUCCAGGAAGAAAUGGCAAAGAGGUAGAGGAAAUUACUAUUAAGGCCAAAGGGAUUAUAAAUGCUACAGGACCUUUUACGGAUUCUAUCAGGAAGAUGGAUGAUGAAAGCGUCAGCGAAAUAGUUGCACCAAGCUCUGGGGUACAUGUUGUUCUUCCCGGUUACUAUAGCCCUGCAAAGAUGGGACUGAUUGACCCUGCCUCUUCGGACGGACGUGUCAUUUUCUUCCUUCCGUGGCAAGGAAAUACAAUUGCAGGAACAACAGAUAGCCCCACUACCAUUACUGCUCAGCCUAUACCAUCUGAGGAGGAUAUAAACUGGAUCCUAACUGAAAUUCGCGGAUAUCUCGCGCCGGACAUCAACGUGAGGCGAGGGGAUGUCCUUGCAGCUUGGGCUGGGAUUCGGCCUCUUGUACGAGAUCCUGCAGCUAAAAACACGGAAUCUCUGGUCCGCAAUCACCUCAUUACAGUAUCUAAAUCCGGUCUUUUAACCUGCGCUGGUGGAAAAUGGACAACUUAUCGGCAAAUGAGCGAGGAAGCUGUUGACGAAGCCAUCAAAGAGUUCGAUUUACAACCGCGCCCUAAUAAACAAGUUCCUGACAUCAGCGGAACGGGACUUUUCGAUGAUGGUGCUGUUUUGGACGGGUCUUGCCAGACCCAUCAAGUCCGUCUAGUUGGCGCCCAUGGCUAUUCGAAAACCCUGUUCAUUAACCUGAUCCAACACUUCGGAAUUGCAACAGAUGUUGCUCAACAUCUUGCGCAGUCUUACGGAGAUCGUGCAUGGGAUGUAGCUGCUAUGUCGUCUCCCACAAAAACUCGGUUCCCAGUCCGUGGAGUCCGCAUUUCUCCUCUCUACCCGUUUAUUGACGGGGAGGUACGCUAUGCCACGCGCGUUGAAUUUGCGCAAACAGCAGUCGAUGUUUUGGCACGGAGAACCAGGCUAGCGUUCUUGAAUGCGCAAGCCGCCCUCGAGGCUCUCCCAACCAUCAUUGACAUAAUGGCGGAGGAGCUAAAAUGGGAUUCUAAGCGGAAAAAUGUUGAAUGGAAUGACACGGUGAAGUUUUUAUUGUCGAUGGGACUCCCGAGUUCUCGCCUCGGUGUCAAACGUGAGGACGUUGAAAGUGGUAAAGCGAAGUUCGAUGAGGUAGAACGGAGACUAUACACAAGACAUGAGGGACCUGAGAAUUUUUACAGCGCGGACUUAGGAACUGGUCACACAGAUGAGAAACGGCUCAGUUCCUCUUCACAAACAUGA